CCGUCGUCGGAUCUGAGUUCCUUGAAACUCACUUUCUCCGAUCUACUUCUCACUCUGUCUUGUUGUGGUUUGGAUUUAUCGGAUCCAGGGCGGGCAUUUUCAUUUUCAGAUGGGAAUGCCCGAACGAUGAGCAAAUCUGGCAACGAAGACGAAGAAGACAACGGUAACGACUGUUUCUACGAGUCUCUUGAUCGUAUUCUAUCUUCAACGACUUGUUCUUCUUCUUCUUGCUCAGACGACGACCAAGAGGAUACCGACUUGUACCGAAGGGAUCUCAAUUGCAGUACUAGUCCUGGUAAUAAUGCUCCCGGACAUCCGUUACCGAUCCCUAAAUUCCCAAUGGGGGUUACUGGAAACUAUGAUGUCUGGAUAUCACAACCUUCAUCUGUUGAAGAACGCCGUUUGCGGUUGCUCCGGCAGAUGGGACUUAGCCGUGACCCUUCCAUUUCGAGACAUAAACCUUCGCCGUCGGUUUCAUCUGCCGCCGACUCAAAGUUGGGUAAGUCUGUCUCAGCAGAUCACUUAGAUAGUGAAGCUACUAAUGCUCAUCAUGUUUCUGGUUCUAAUUCUAACCCUGCAAUCAUCCGAUCCAAGUCUGCUGAUCACGAACAUCGUGAUUUUAAUUCUAAUUCGCAUUCGAAUUCGUCUCAUGAAAUUCUUUUUUUUAAUUCAAUGUCUUCGCCGGCGGUUGAUGCUGCGUCAUCGGCAAAUGUAAAUAAUAACGUUGAUAAACAUGUUCUAGUUAAAUCGCCAAGCGUCGGCAAUGUAUCUCCUGUGGUCAAUGCUAAUGCUGCUUCACCCAGUAAGCCGCCCACCGGUAAAAUUCUCAGGCGUAGCGAGGAGAUUGUUAGGUGUGAUCUUUCCACAAGUUUGAACUUGAAUGUUAAUAGUAAUGAUGGUGAUGUAGCAGGGAUGGAUUUGGAUUGUGUUAGGGAUGGUGAUGAUGCAGUGUGUACAAUUAAGAAUCUUGAUAAUGGGAAGGAGUUUGUGGUCAAUGAGGUUAGAGAGGAUGGGAUGUGUGAAAAUCUUAAGGAAGUUGGUACGGGCCGACAUUUAACCAUGGAAGAGUUUGAAAUGUGUGUUGGGCACUCGCCGAUUGUUCAAGAAUUGAUGAGAAGGCAGAAUGUCGAGGCUGGUAACAACGAUUUGCCUGAUUCCAAAGGUAAUAGCAGUAGUGGGGGUGGAUCCAAAAUAAAAAAGAAAGGGAGUUGGUUGAAGAGUAUUAAGAAUGUAGCCAGUUCGGUUACCGGUCAUAAAGAGAGACGGAGCAGUGAUGAGAGAGAUACAUCAUCAGAGAAGGGUGGAAGAAGGUCGAGCUCUGCAACCGAUGAUAGUCAGGAUGUUUCCUUCCAUGGCCCAGAGAGAGUACGGGUUCGACAGUAUGGGAAAUCAUGCAAAGAUCUUACGGCACUUUAUAAGACCCAGGAGAUUCAGGCUCACAAUGGUUCUAUCUGGACCAUCAAGUUCAGUUUGGAUGGCAAAUAUUUAGCUAGUGCGGGCGAGGACUGUCUCAUCCAUGUGUGGCAAGUUGGUAGCUCGGAUAGAAAAGGCGAUCUUUUAUUUGAUAAACAGGAAGAUGGAAAUUUGAAUGUCUUAUUGAUGUCUAACGGCUCGCCAGAACCAACCUCAUUGUCUUCAACUUUGGACAGUGUACCUGAAAAGAAGAGAAGAGGAAGGCUAUCUAUAAGCCGAAAGUCUAUAAGCUUGGACCAGAUUCUGGUGCCAGAUACUAUGUUUGCACUGUCGGAAAAACCAGUAUGCUCCUUCAACGGACAUCUGGAUGAUGUGCUUGACCUGUCCUGGUCCAAAUCUCAGCAUUUACUUUCAUCCUCCAUGGACAAAACAGUGCGGUUGUGGCAGUUGUCUAGCAAGUCAUGCUUGAAGAUCUUUUCUCAUAGCGAUUAUGUGACUUGCAUCCAGUUUAAUCCUGUUGAUGAUAGAUACUUCAUCAGUGGAUCUCUAGAUGCCAAGGUGCGCAUAUGGAGCAUUCCUGAUCGACAAGUUGUUGAUUGGAAUGAUCUGCAUGAGAUGGUCACUGCUGCUUGCUAUACACCAGAUGGUCAGGCUGCACUAGUUGGUUCAUACAAGGGGAGCUGUCGUUUGUACAACACAACUGAAAAUAAGUUGCAGCAGAAGAGUCAGAUUAACCUGCAGAAUAAGAAGAAGAAGCCACACCAUAAAAAAAUCACUGGUUUUCAGUUUGCUCCAGGCAGUUCAUCGGAAGUGCUCAUCACAUCUGCAGAUUCACGAAUUCGUGUCGUUGAUGGUGUUGACUUGGUUCACAAGUUCAAAGGAUUUCGCAACACAAACAGCCAAAUCUCCGCCUAUCUGGCUGCAAACGGAAGAUACGUGGUUUGUGCUAGCGAGGAUUCUCAAGUCUACGUCUGGAAACACGAAGGUGAUUCCCGUGCUAGUAGAAACAAAAGCGUCACCGUUACUCAGUCGUACGAGCACUUCCACUGUCAAGAUGUAUCAAUGGCUAUCCCUUGGCCUGGUAUAAACGACACCUGUUGGGGUUUCCAAGAUGGGUUUUCCGGUGAACCGAAUAGGCUAAGUGGGGACCACUUGGACGAGGUGUCCACCGCCAACCAUCCUCCGACACCUGAAGACAAAACUAACGGAAAAGACGGGUCCCCGUUAACUUCUGGUUGUAGCAACAGCCCACUUCAUGGAACCAUCUCUAGUGCCAGCAAUGGCUACUUCUUCGAUAGGAUCUCGGCCACAUGGCCCGAGGAAAAGCUGGUUCUGGCUACUAAGAACCGGAGUCCUCGGACCAGCGUUGACUAUACAAACGGGAUGAGCCCGGGAAAGUCAGCGUGGGGAAUGGUGAUCGUGACGGCUGGAUUACGUGGGGAGAUUAGAACAUUCCAGAAUUUUGGAAUGCCGGUUCGGAUAUAAGAAGGGUUGGAACCAUUGGUGUUGUGGAUGGUUGUACAGAUAGGUUCGACGAUUUGUAAUAUUAGCAGGAGAGUAUCGUUUUGUUUUUGUGCGACUUCUGCCCGUUCGAAUACGGAACCGAUGAAGGAGCCCGUUGGAUCGAGUAGGUAAAAAAUAGAAUCGUCAAGAAAAAUAACAAAAAAGAAAAAAGAAAAAGAAAAGAAGAGAAUACGGUGGGAGUUUAGAUGAAUUGUAGACUUGGAGAUAUUGAUUUGUAUUUUCACGAUUCAAUUCUUGUGUAUUCAGUCUUUUUAACUUAUUUUGUGUUGGUGGAA
Cynara cardunculus var. scolymus (artichoke) is the source of this 3212-nucleotide messenger RNA. RefSeq names its product WD repeat-containing protein 44. The transcript has 7 exons. The record is from RefSeq and is a predicted model, not a curated record. Gene Ontology annotation, molecular function: protein binding. Bases 127 to 2898 code for a protein of 923 amino acids. Lineage: Eukaryota; Viridiplantae; Streptophyta; Magnoliopsida; Asterales; Asteraceae.